This is a messenger RNA of Actinia tenebrosa (Australian red waratah sea anemone), 1621 nucleotides long. Its product is annotated as fructose-1,6-bisphosphatase 1. Gene Ontology annotation, cellular component: cytosol; cytoplasm. Gene Ontology annotation, molecular function: fructose 1,6-bisphosphate 1-phosphatase activity. Gene Ontology annotation, biological process: sucrose biosynthetic process; fructose 1,6-bisphosphate metabolic process; gluconeogenesis. NCBI's taxonomy places the organism in Eukaryota, Metazoa, Cnidaria, Anthozoa, Actiniaria, Actiniidae. The record is from RefSeq and is a predicted model, not a curated record.
ACGUUGUUAUACUCGACGUUCCUCUUGUUGAACUCAAUUUUGACUUAGAUUCUUUACCUUAAAAAUCUUCCAAUUGUAAGCAAAUAUGGUCGACACGAACGCAGUUACACUGACUCGCUUCGUGCUCAGUGAACAGCGAAAGGUCGAAGGUGCUACAGGAGACUUGACUCAGCUACUGAAUGCAAUCAUGACUGCAGUUAAGGCUACUUCAUCCGCUGUCAGGAAAGCUGGAAUCGCAAGACUAUAUGGAAUUGCUGGAGAUACCAACGUCUCAGGAGAUGCCCAGCAGAAGUUAGACGUGAUGGCUAAUGAAUUGUUCAUAAAUAUGUUAAAAUCUUCUUAUACGACAUGCCUACUUGUAUCAGAGGAGAAUGAGACAGUCAUUGAAGUAGAGACUGAGAAACAAGGCAAAUAUGUAGUGUGGUUUGACCCUCUAGAUGGCUCAUCAAAUAUCGACUGUCUUGCAUCUAUUGGGAGUAUCUUUGGAAUAGCUAAAAAGCUCUCAGAUAAUGGCCCUCCCUCACAGAAAGAUGGUCUACAACCAGGCAAAAAUAUGGUGGCUGCUGGCUAUGCUUUGUUUGGUAGUGCGACUGUUGUUGUCCUGUCUACAGGUCAUGGAGUGAACUGCUUUACAUUGGAUCCCUCAAUUGGAGAGUUUGUAUUGACAAAUCCAAACAUCAAAAUGAAGCCUAGAGGCAAGCUUAUCUACAGCGUCAAUGAAGGCAAUCAAGCCUACUUCUUUGAACCAAUGAAAAAAUACCUAGAAAUGAUCAAAAACCCUACAGAUUCAAGAGGGCCGUAUGCAUCUCGUUAUGUUGGUUCUAUGGUGUCAGACUUGCAUAGAACCCUUGUGUAUGGUGGAAUCUUUAUGUACCCUCCCAAUACCAAGAGUCCCAAAGGAAAGCUUCGUCUGUUAUAUGAAUGUAAUCCAAUGGCUUACAUCAUCACCCAAGCUGGCGGCAUGGCCACCGAUGGCAUACAGAACAUCCUAGAUAUUAUUCCCACAUCUCUUCAUCAGAGAUCACCAAUUUUCAUUGGAUCCUCUGAGGAUGUCAAGGACUACUUAAAAUGUGUAGAGGAGUGUAACAAGGAACAAAAAUAAUUUUUUGGGGGACAUUAGGAAUUGAUUGUUUUUGUUAAUAGGGAUUUAAUUUUGUAAACUGUACAGCACUCGUUUUUGAAGCCCAGCCAAAAAUGAAAUUUCUAAAGAAUUCAUAGUACCAGUCAGUAUAUUUAUAAAAAUAUAACUUGCCCCCAUUUUCAUAAACAUGUGAACUCUGUGUUUCCAAGAUGCACGCUGAAAUUUGUUUUUUCAAUGCCACCAGUUAAAAAAUAUGAAAGGUACGGAGUGAUAAGGUAUGUUUUAAUUGACAGCAUCGAAAAAAAAAUUUCAGCAUGCGCCAGCUCGCAGCUACAUGUACCGAGUUCGCAUGUUUAUGAAAAUGGUGGUAGAGGCAGUAAUAUUCUUUGUGGCCAGCCAACAAGUGUAGAGUUGCUCAACAACCAGCCAACUGGGACAUGUCAACCUGCUAGUAUUAAAGGACACAAUUACUGACUAAAGCUUAAACUUCUUAGUAAUGAAUUGUAGGGUAGUAAAUGAAUAAAAAAUUAUUUUAUAUCA